Messenger RNA from Xyrichtys novacula (pearly razorfish), 9111 nucleotides. Lineage: Eukaryota; Metazoa; Chordata; Actinopteri; Labriformes; Labridae. The record is from the annotation of a GenBank genome assembly.
AUGCAGUCCAGGCCGCCUUCUGGUUACUUUGGUUUCUCCAAUUCUUUUGGCCUUCUCUGGUAUCAUCUGGUUCUUCAAGCCUCCUCUCUUGUGCUAAUAUAUUUUUAUACUUCAAGUUUUUGGCUCUUAUCUGUCUUUCUUUUCUCUCUAUUUCAUCUCAGUUCUGGUGAUCUUCUUGCCCAGAAAUCUCAUAAAUCUUUUUGUUAUCUUUCGGCUUGUACAGUCCUGGAAAACCCUCAGUUUCAGUCUUUGUUGUGGAUGUGUAUGAGCUACCUGUUGGCUUCAAUCUGGCCCUCGCUUUUGUCCAACUUCUGCCAAAAUCAUGGCUAUUUACAGGCUCUGUGCUGGAUGACUUUUCGCUUUUAUUCUGGAUAUCCUCUUGCUCUAAUCGGACCUUCUUCAAUGAUCUGUAUCCAUGAUUUAUUUUGGCUUUCAUUUAACUCCGUGUUUUGGCUCUAAUCUGGCUCAGUCUAAAUCAUGGUUAUGUAUCCUCUUUCUCUGACUUUGUCCUAGUUUUCCAGCUAUACAAGCUUGUAUUUUUUUCAGCGGUUUAUGCCUCACAGCACCAAACUGACCCUUUGUUCCCAUCCUGAGCUCAAUCCAGCUUUGUCCAGGUCCAGUUAGUUUAAACCCCUCAAAGUUUAGCACUUGCUCGUGUUACGAAGAGGAGGGAGGAUCUGUUAUUUCUGAGAGUUGCAGGGGGUCUCAGAUUUGUUGAGCAGAGUGUGAGGGUGGGCGUUUGGUUUGAGUCGGUUUUAUAUUUUUAUGGAUCACCGAGGAGGUCCAGAGUGAUUCAAGCUCAAAGAAAACAAAUGACAAACAGAUCCGACCUGAACUGUUGACAUCUAAAUCUCCCUAAUGUUUGUUUUGUUCAGCCCAAAGUACAAAUUUCAAUAUCACCAAAAAGGAUCAAUGGGUCAAAAAGGUACAAUAUUCAAAAAUAAAACAUGCAACCUCAUUUUUUUUAAAAGAGGAACCAUUGAAUAACUUUAUUUUAUGAUAAACAGUUUCAAUUGUGAUUAUUAUUGUUGGAGACUGGCCGAUCCACUCAUUUACACCUGAGCGCUUGUUUUGUGGAAAUCUUUCUCUGUCAUUUAAAAAAAACGUUAGAGGUUAAAUCUGUCAAGAAGACUAACAAACACACACUUCACUAACUCUCAGUUCACCCUCACCGUCACGAGAUGUCGCCUUUUCUCGAAAAAUCGCUUAACUAAAUUGCAAGUCAUUCGCUUUUGGUUACUAAUUUUAUUCCCUUUGCGGCUUCCGUAGUAACACAAACAACAUGGUGUCCGACAGUGACAGUGAAGAGGAUUUCGUGAAUUAUGGGACUCCUCUGGAGCCUCUGGAAGAAGGUAAAGACAUUUAAACCCUCUGUAGUUUACUAAAGUUUAACUGCAAACCGGUGUGCUUUUGCCUUUUUGGAGAAAUUAACCCUAACGUCUUCAACGGCCACAGAGCUAACGGCAGCUAGCUAACAAGCUCUGGUGUUUCACCAAACUUCAUUCAAAUUAUUGUUGAUUUUAUUUUAUUUUUCACAGCAGACGCAAAGACAUCUUAGUAGAUAUUGUAUUCAUAUCACUAUAAAAGCUGAAUUUGCCGCAUGAUAAUCCGGCUAUAGUUAUCAUUUAUACAAACUAACUACUUAAUAGAAAGGUCAAGUUAUGUUGGCUAAUGGUUAAAAUUUACAGUACUUAUAAUCAUAAAACUAAAAUUUACAAAGUGUGAUGUAUUUACUGAGAGAUUCGUCAGAUUCAGGACAAUCAGUGAAGUGUUUCCCACUGUUUGGCUACUGUUAUUGUCUCUUUGAAAUGAAGUGUGCAUCUCAGUGGUUAUCUUCCUGUAUUUGUAGAUGAGCCUUUAAAGAAACCCAUCCCUCUACAUGAGCAGACGGUGAAGGAUGAGAAAGGUCGAUAUCAGAGGUUUCAUGGAGCCUUCACUGGAGGCUUCUCAGCCGGUUAUUUCAACACUGUUGGCUCUAAAGAAGGUCAGUGCUGCAACAUAUUAUACUGUAACACCUGUUGUCUUCAACAUACUGUACCUGUAUAAAGAUUUUAACAUGAAUAUAAAUGUCCUGAUUUCUACUACUACAUUAUUAAUCUGUCUUUGAAUGUCAGUUUUUAUAUUUUUCAAAAAAAAUAAGUGUUAUUAUUGUCAUUAUAAAACUUGUAAUUACUGUGCCAAUCUGCAGGCUGGGCCCCGUCAACCUUUAAGUCCUCACGCCAGCAAAAAGCUGAGAAACAUAAUGCUAGACCAGAGGAUUUUAUGGAUGAGGAGGUGAGUGAUUCGCUGUAAACUGUCCAUGCGGCGCAGACUUUACUUUGUCAAAUAAGAAUGCAGAUGGCGGAUUCUUGCAGAUAUUUUCUAACACAUUUGGGCCAAUACUGAUAUAUUUACAGAUAUAUUUAUUUCUUUUUCUUAGGGUUGAUUAUGAUAAAUUGAAGUUGUUUGUUUGUUUGUUUUGCGUCAUGCAUCAGGACUUCAGCGAACACGGCAUCGCUCCCAGAGAGAUCACCACCAGUCAGGAGUUCUCGUCCAGUCGCAGAGAUGCGGUCCAAGAAAAAGCGAGAGCUGUCAACGCUCAGGCGGCGCUGAUCCCUGGAGACACUCUGCUGGAGGAGCUCAUCGCACCUGCCAGGUAACAAGGGACACCCUAGUGAGUGAGUGUAGUUAAGGUGAGGUUGAGCACCCUCUAAGGUGUGUUUGUUUUGUCUCUCAGGUUGUCCAUCGGGGUGGAGCUGCUGAGGAAGAUGGGCUGGAAGGAGGGUCAGGGUGUCGGGCCUCGUGUGAAGAGGAAAGCUCGCAGACAGCAGACCGGUACGAGAAUGUGACUUUGAGUUUGAGCAUUCAUAAUAACAUUCAUAUUCUUAUCUUUGAAAGAGACGCUUGCUUUUCCUUUUUCCCUCCCUUUCUCAAAUCUGUAAAAAUGUGUCUAUUCAUCAGAUCUUGUGCACUUUUUUCUUGUAUCUUGACUCCUGUAUCUUUAAAAUUUUCAUUUCCUGUUGACAGACAGGGGUGCCAGACCGUACGGCUGUGCUCUGCCCCCUGCUGGAUCAGAGGACUCAGAGGUGGGUGACACAGUUGCUGCCUCUCUAAGCGUGGUCUUGGUGCAUGUCUCUUUAAACACCAUUGAGCUCCUUCUCACCCCGCCCCUCUCUUCCAUUGGUUGUGUCUGCUGUGCUGUUAGACUCCUCAUUAUUGUAGAUAUAAAAACGUUUUAUGUCUCACUUCUUUAUGCAGGACGGUGAUGAUGACGAUGAAGAGUUUGCUCCAGAAAACGUCACCUUUGCACCAAAAGACGUGAUUCCAAUAGACUUCAAUCCUAAGGAGGGGGUUCAGGGGCUUGGGUACCGCGGCCUGGACCCAAGCCUGGCGCUGCUGGGAGGGGGAGCUUCUGAACACAUCAACCUCUUCAGACCGCAGUCUGAGAGCAGGAGUCAGCUGUUUGGAGGAGCACAGAGGGGCUCACGGAGAGGAGGCGUGGCCGGACAGGUGAGCAGCAGAACGCUUUGAGUUUUGACAGAAGAAGAAAAGGUUUGUGUUUUAACGCCGUGCGACCACUGGUGACCUUCGAUCUGCAGGCGUUUGGCGUGGGGGCUCUGGAGGAUGAUGAUGAAGAUGUUUAUCACCGAGACUCCAUGUCCAGAUAUGACACAGUGCUGGGAGGAGAGGAGCCUGGGGACGGCCUGUACGGCUGGACGGCUCCGCAGCAGUACAAGAAAAAAGGAGGUAACACCACCUGGAAAAACCUGGAGAGUUCUGGAAAGUUUGUGAAUUUUUGAACUAGAGGAUUAGGUCUAAAAUUGAGGAUUACAUAAUCUGACUUCUCUAGCUCAAGAUGGAGUUCAUAGAUUUCAAGGUGAACUGAUAUUUCAGAUCCAUCACUUCCUGUAUUUUACUCUCUGAUACAUAUCGACCUUUAUUUUUUUUAACAGAUCAUAAAAAGUAGAAAACAAAAAAGAGAUGAGAACCUUGUGAGGUCAUAGAAGAUGAAGAAUUAGCCUAAAUAAAGUCAGUUUUUUAAAACAGAUCUGUCAGGAUCGAGCCAUCGUGUAAACCAAAGUUUAAACUUCACAAAAUUUACAUUUUCAUACAGAUACUUUAUUGAAAAAGAGAGUUUUUAAAGAGUCUUGGACAAGAAAACACUCACCCUGAUUUCUUUUGUUCCAGAAAAAAACAAAGACGCUGCUUAUCUCGGCAAAAUCCUGGAGGGGUUCACUCUGGCCCAGAAACCACCCGAGGAAAAAACUGUGAGAGUCUUUAAACUUUUACUCACCUGUUACUGACCUUAGACUGUUUGUUAAAAUAGAAGCUGUACGUGUUCACUGACUGUGAAGCCUGAAGAUGGAGGGCUCCCCCUGCUGACCGGCUUCAGUACAGUUAAUAAUCCCCGCCUCUUGAAUGGUAACGCUGAGUUAUUUACAUGUUAGGCACAGAUACAAUGUACAUGAAAAAAAGGCAGGAAGGCUGAGGAGCAGGUCCACACAAACAUAAACUCAAAAGUCUCAUAUUUACUGAAGAUGUUGCAGAGGUGAUGUCUGAUAAGUUCUGACGUGUAACAUGAUCGUGUCGUCUGUAGAUCUUCCCUCCUCCUGAUCUACCUCGAGACUAUCGUCCCGUCCAUCGUUUCCGUCCACCAGUUGAUGUUUCCACUCUGGCUGGUGUCAGUCCUGCUCUGGCUGAGGCUCUGAGGACGUCCAGGGGCCACAUGGUCAAAGAGGAGCCUCAGCAGGGGGGGCGUCACCAGCUGGACUCUGACCAGAGGAGGGCGCUGCUGGGAGAAGAUACUCUGCAAGGUAGAAAUUAAUGUCACUGUCAGCUGAUCAUCGACUAAUGAAAAUACAGAAUGACAUUCAGAGAUUUGGAGAUUAAAGUGAUUAAGAUCGAGAAAAGAAAGUAGUUGUUUAAUUUUCAGUAAGGAUAUAAAAAAAAAAACUCCUUUAACUUUAAACUGCUGAAUAAUCCAGACAGGCAGAAAUGGGAUUGAAGAUUUGUUUGAUCUAAUAAAUCUACAGAAAACCAUCUUCUCCCUCUUUUUGUCUUCAAUCUGGGUCAGGACCCAGUUCAGUCAUGGAGCUGCUGAGGCCUGAGGACAGGGAGCGACUUCAAAACCUGCGAACCUCCUCCAGUGUUUCCUCCACAAAACCCCCAACCCCAAUUUCCCAGGAAGCCUUGCGAUCAGCUGUGACAUUGGCCGGAUCAUUGGCUGCAAAGGCAGCUGGUUCAUCUGACCUCAAGCAGCAGGAGGAGGCUCUGGCAGCCUGGAGGGGAGUCCAGACCACCUCCCAGUCCUUCAAACCGUUCGAGAAGAACCCCAGCAAACAGGCCCGGUAUGAGAUGUACCUGAACCAGCUGAAACAGGGAGACAAAGGUGAGACACUUCCUCCAACAUCAUCCACAGCACAUAUGUUGACUUAUGGCUUCAUGUGGUGUCAAAUUUAGAUCCAGAUUAAACUCCCACCUUGUCUCUGUGUGUCUAAGACGCCUUGGAGCAGAGUUUGGACCCGGGGCUGACAGAGUGGGAGCGCAGCCGUGAAAGGGAUGAGUUUGUCCGAGCCUCCAUCCUGUACAGACCCAGCUCCUCCUUUCUCUCCUCCCGCUUCACUCGAGGAAAACAUGAGGAGGACGAGGACAGUGUGGAGGUCAGCCGAGACGAGGAGGUACGGGGACAAGUCUACAUUUGUUUGUUUGAAAGGAUUGUCCUACAUUUCCCACAAUGCACCUGAACAUGAGUUGUGAGAUACUUAAGAGGGACUUUUUUCUUCGUAGAUUGAGUCGGUUUUGUUUCAUGUUUCUUUGUUCUGUUAUCAGGGUGACGUGGACGACAAACAGGCUGCCGUUCAGAUGAAAAUGUUCGGAAAACUAACCAGAGAAACGUUUGAGUGGCAUCCUGACAAACUGCUCUGCAAGAGGUUCAACGUCCCCGACCCGUACCCCGGGUACGUCACUCUGUUGUCCGAUCCUGAUUGGAUGUUUGUGUUGCUGUUCAGUCUGGCUCUCAUAAGCAGCCAAAUAACAAGAUCACUCUGACUGUUGUUGAUCUCACAGAUCCGGUACGGUCGGUAUGCCGAAAGUGAAGAGGGACAAGUUUUCGGUCUUUAACUUCCUGACUGUGACUGAGACCAGAGACACAUCAGGUAAACUCCCUCUGUGUGUUAAAAAGUUAAAUCGGACAAUCGUCAUCGGUUCCUCAAAUUUCUGUCAUUUUUUUUUAAAUAUUGUAGUGGAUCUGUGUCGGGAUGGAAAGUUACUACAUUUAGUUUUUGUGUACUAAGCAGUUUUUCAAAUCAGUACUUCCACAUUUCUCCAAGUAUUUUCUGCAGCAAGAAUCGCACUUCAUCAUGUUUUACAUAAAAUCAGUUACUGCAAAAAAAAAAUUUCAAAAAUCACAAAAAAAAAAAAAAACAGACAAGCUUUCAGUCAGCUGACCGGAUGAUGUCCACACUACAAAAAAACACAAACAGUGAGUUUGUCUGAACUAGUUAGAGUAGCUCAGUACACUGACGUGACCCAAAAAGUCCAAAUAUGAAUCUGUAGAUUCAGAGAUUUCAAACCAACAUUUUCUCGGUGUACUAAAAUAAACAUAACAUCUUAAUUUUUACUCGUUACAUCCUCUUCCUCUUACGGCGCCGACACACCAAACGCAGGUCUACGCCUCUGAUUAUUCCCCGUCGUUCAUUCACUGUGUUGGUGUUUUGAUGAGCCGGACAGAGCUGCAAUUUUUCGUCCAUCAUAAUGACAAAAUCCCACCCCAAAUGUAAACAGCGGUGAACUAUAAAGUAAACACACAUUCAGGCAGUUUGGUGUGUCAGUAUUCUCAUAACAACAAUCCUGUUUGCACAACUAUUUACAGGAGUGAGCGAUGACCAUCUGACAAAAAGAUACUGUAAAAAUAUUCGUUUACUCCACCCUGGGUGAUCAACACGACUCCUCACACUCAUGUUUUGGUUGUAGUACUAACAGGUAGUUUGAGGAAAUGUGUUUUAUUAUAUCUUACGGAAUAUUAGGUCCACUUUAAAGAUUUGGAUAAUGAGGUGGUUAUGAGUUGAAGUCGUGAGAAAAUGUCAUUAUCCAAAAAAAGUCAGAGUAUUAUAAAAAGGACAAACGUAUUUUAUGAGACUAAAAUCAUAUUGUUACGAGAAGUCUUAAUCUUACAAAAACAGAGUUGAUAUGUUAUAAGAAUAAAGGGCUAAAGUGUUAGUUUUGGUUGAGGGUGAGAGGGAUGAUGAAGUUUUGUCUCCUCAGAUCCACAUCAGGACUCUGAACGGACUCAGCAGAAAGCUGAGACGUGUUUUAUCCUCCUUUUAAAACAGCGUUAUGAGUCUGUGUUUGAUGAUGCUAAAAGCAGUCAAAGCUUCAUGUUGAAGAGUGGAGCCUGUUUUGAUCUGAUCAGGUGUGACAUGAGGGUUAACCUCCCCCUCUUCCUCCUCAGCUCCUCCAAAGGCUCCAGAGUCCGGGAAGAAGUCUCGCUGGGACGUCUCAGAGCAGAAAGAGGAGAAGAAGAAGGACGACCCACUGAGUGAGCUCCUCAGCGCCGCAAGGAAUCAAAGUGAGACCAAACAGACAAACACCUCCAUCCUGGCUUUACCUUCCUCCACCAACACCAACCAUCAAACUCCAGACGACAGAGCGGAGGAGGUGAGUCCUAAAACACAAGACUGAACUCUCUGUGAACCUUCAGGUCAUUGUGGAGAUCUGACCUCCUGCUCUUGUUGUUAUAAAGUCUGCAGAACAGGAGAAAGCCAAAGAAGGUGAUCAAGAGGAAGAGGAGGAGGAAGAAGAGAGCAGGCCUCCCAUGGAUCUAUUCAAGGCCAUAUUUGCCAGCUCCUCUGAUGAAAAAUCCUCGUCUUCAUCAGAGGGAGAGAGCGAUGAGGAGGAGGAGGUCAAGGAGAAAAAAGAGGAUGAGGUCCAAGCACAGAACCUCUUCAAAAUCCCCUCCUCCUCCUCUGCUGUCUCCUCCUCCUCUGCCACCUCCUCCUCCACAACAACAACAACAACAACAUCCAACACCACAUCCAGCCAGCAGACAGGUAGGAUCCACCAAGACCAAGUUAACCAUGUAUUUGUUUUAUCAGGUUCAUGUGAGAUCCACCAGGUUCAGCCCAGAUUAUCGUCAGAAAGUAAUUUAACAUCAGUCUUAACUAUAAAUAUAAUUCUGACUCUGAACUUUAUAUUUUGACCAAAGUGGCUUAUAGACAAAACAGUUUAAUCAUAUAUUAGCUUAUUUUACACCAAUAAUCAAAAACUGCAUCAGGUCUGUUAUCACCUUUACCUGAGGUAGACGUUAAAUUCAGAUAUUUCCUUUUUUGUGUUUCUUUAAAGUCGUGACAUCAACUAAGAAUUCGACACAUGAAGAAGAAGAGUUCGGUCCAAAGCUGCCGCCUCCUUCAGCCGCUCUCGGUGAGUCUGCAAACAUGUCUCUUCAGCAUUAAUAUAUAAAUCCACAAAGGCAUUAAUAAGGUUCUCCACAGUAUUGAUACUAUUAAUAGGCUCUACCUGUUGUUUCCCUGUUCAGCCACUAGAGGCUCCACCUCCAUCUUCUCCCUCCCUGAGAAGGAGAAAUCGAGCAAAAGGAGCAAAGACAAGAAACACAAGAACAAAAAGCAGCACAAACACAAGAAGGAGAAAAAGGUCAGUCAAAGUGUCUUUCCUCAGGCUGUUUGGUUCCUCUCUGUAGACUUCAAUAACAUCUUUAUAUUCCUGCAGAAGAAGAAACACAAGAAGCACAAACACAAAGUGAAGCAGCAGAAGAAGAGCAAGAAGGAGACGUCUGAGAGCAGCUCAGAGGGGAGUGAGGAGGACAGCGAUGGAGAGGAGAAGCAUGUGUCAAGUGAAGAACUGCUGAAAAGGUCAGAGACUUCACAAAUGUGACAGAAACAUCAAAGAAGACGUUGAUAUUACCAUUAUUAUUAUUGUUAUUAUUAUGUUUUAAGACCUUAAAUAAAAGGAUGAGGUAGUCUGGUCAAUGUUACUCAUCUGUAUAUCUGGUAUUCAGUGAUUUUAGUACCUUAUAUAUAUAUAUGUCUUUAUGUUUAAAGCAGCUGACCUCAGACUGAUUUCUCCGUGUUUGUUGUCCCCAGAUUGAAGAGUAUCAAAUCACAGCAGACCUGGUAA